Messenger RNA from Gasterosteus aculeatus aculeatus (three-spined stickleback), 5935 nucleotides. RefSeq names its product adenosine receptor A1. The record is from RefSeq and is a predicted model, not a curated record. Gene Ontology annotation, cellular component: synapse; dendrite; plasma membrane. NCBI's taxonomy places the organism in Eukaryota, Metazoa, Chordata, Actinopteri, Perciformes, Gasterosteidae. Gene Ontology annotation, biological process: G protein-coupled adenosine receptor signaling pathway. Gene Ontology annotation, molecular function: G protein-coupled adenosine receptor activity.
UGAGUCCGAGCCUGAAUGUGCGGCGCCGUGCCGAGCUGUUCCACUUAUCAUUCAUCUCGGGGUUGUGAAACUUUUGAGGAAGUCUUUUUUUUUUUUUUGCGAUGUUCCUCCAAGAUAUUUUGCAUGCAAGUUAUGCAUCUAGAUUUUUUUUUCAGGCUCGUAUAAUAAUACGUAUUUCAUUAUAUGGUGGCAUUUCAGUCUUAGUGCUAUGCCAUGACUGAGUAAAAGUAAAUAAAAUGAACCCCGUUUUGGUGCAAUAAAAUUACCAAGAAAAGAAAUAAGAAUUUGAAAAGUAUUGCGUGCAAAUGUAUUUACCACCUUUGCUAUGACGAAACUAAAUUUGUUGACGCAAAUGGUCUUCAGAAGAUACAAAAUUAGUUAAAGUUAAAGUCUCCGUCAAAUCUUCGUCAACAGUAGUAACAGUAGCAGAAAACAAAAUGGCAUGUGGGAUACUGGUUUCCCCCACCUGUGUGUGUCAGAAUGUCCUGACAGAAAGAACGAAAAACAAUGGAGAGCAUAAAGGGAAAUGUCCAUUAAAGAUGAGCUUUCUUCCAGCACACAGGCUGUUUGAGGACCGUAACCAAAGUUAAAAUGCAUUUUAGACGUCGCAUCAUUUUCAGUGUUCUUGUUCCUUAAUAGUAACUUUAGAAUAAACCUGUGAAACCACUGUCUAAAUUAAAUUGAAAAAAAGACACGCGCACACAGACACAGACACACACGCAAAGGUUACACAAACUAUAGAAUUAAGUAACCACGGGUUCCUUGUCUGUGUAUGUGCCAACAUGGUUACCAACAUGCAAUGUUUGAAUAAACAACCUAAUACAUCAGUAGGGCGCCCUGCUGCACAGUUAAUAUUCAAAGCCGCGCCUAUUAAUUAAUCCGCAUAUUAAUUCGAACAAUCGUAUCAUUGUGGAGAGACGAGUUGAUUUAGUCUCAAAGGAAGACCGAGUCAUUCUUUCAGUGAAAUGAAUUCUGCAUUCAGCCGUAAUGCUCUGUGAGGAUGUUGGAUGUUGAGAGUCAUUUUGUUCAUUGGAACCGGUAAUAGAAGCUCCACCCUCGUAUAAUCUCUGCGCCACAUGGGCCAGCGGAUCCUCACAAGGCCAUAAUCAAAUUCAUUACGUCAUCUUUAUGAAUAACGAGGUUUGGUGGGACGCUACCAAAGGGAGUAUUCUUUAGAAGAAUAUUUGUGGACGAAAUAACGACGUAUACGGUAAUCUGUCUAAUGCAGGGGGAGGCACUCAGCCGUUUUACCAAUGGCUCUGGAGAUUAGUGUGCUUUCUGUGAACGUUGAAGUGCAUUCUCUUUGACCUCUUCCCCAUUGCCAGUUGCGCGGCCUGUUAUUAACAUUAGCUUGGUCGAUGUAUUUCCCGCGGGGAGAAUCCACUACGCGCCGCCCCACUCUGCCUCUGAUUGCCUCCUCCGCAGGAUUUGUCGGGUUUAUUGCUGAUGAUUAGGAUUGUUGGAAGGUUGCCCGUGUUAAUAACUUCUACCCACAUGUGAAUGGGCUCAUAAAGAAGGAAGCCGUCGUCGUCGUGCUGUCCGAAAAUUGCAAUGUCCUGAUGGUGGGAGGAAAAUGUUUUUUAAAAUUACAGAUCUGUUGGAGAUUUGAAUUUCCAUAAUUAAACGUAAUGUAAAAAGCAAAAUGAUUAAGAGGGACAAAUAAAAAAGCGACUUUACGUCAUUCAUGCCUUUUCUUUAGUUUAACAGGCCAAAAUCACCCUUAUUUUGUGUGGCAUACUGAAAGAAUAGACACAAAAUGCAAUAAAUGAAUGGCUGCAAUAACAAUUAAAGUGCAAUAAACGCAGCACACGGCUGUUGAGUGCUGAACCAAUGUGGCAGAUGUGGCAGUAUUUGGGACAUUUACAGCUUUUGCAUCCUCAGACUGGAAGUGAUAAUGCAUGCCAAUCAAGCUAAUGAAUGCAACUGAAACAGAGUCAUUGUCAGUUCAUGCUUCAACUGAGAAACAAAGUCCUGAGUCAUCACUUUCUUUAUGAAAAAAGGUCAGACCGUAUUAGACUGAGUAUAUUUACUGGCAGACAUUAUUUUUUUUAUUUGCUCCCCUAAGCAACUGAAGACCAUCUAAUGGAUUGUCUGCUCAGUGAUACCUGCUGCCAACCUCUUUUCAUUCUCUGACGGAAUAUUACAUUACGUUUUUUAUAAGUCAACGAACAUUUGGAUCAAAUUCCUUCGUGCGGUUUAAUCUGCAGUGUCAAAGCUAUAAAAAGUUUGGAGAGGAAAAUGUGCAUCAUUGAAAUGAAACGCCGUCGCUGUGGCUCUGAAACAUGUAUUAAAGAAGCGCCACUUGAAUGUGGUGAAAUAUCAUCAUAACAAAAGCACUAAAGGUCUUUGCUGCUACAUUAAUCGAAUAGAAGGCUGUUUACUACGCAUAUUGUUUUCUACCAACCCUAACAAACCUGGUGUAGUUGUUUUGUAGAAUUUUCUGUUUUAUUCACGUCAACCAUGUAUUUCCAAUUCUUUAAAUGAAUGCAUCCCUUGUGAUAAGGAGGAGCAGGACAUUUUUGUAUAAAUUGAACUAAUGCACAUGUACAGAUGAUGUAAUAUCCGCUCUUUGUCUCAAGAACUUGCAAGAAUAAAAUGAAGAAGUAAUAAGAUGACAUCUUCUCUAGUGCAUAUCAAUAUUUUAUUUAUUCAUUAUGCAUUAUCAACACCGGAAUCAAAAUACAUUUUGACAUUUAUUGUGUAGAGCCCACAGCUGCUCUCAGAAACCACACACGCGCACACACUCGUACAACAAAAUUUGCUGCUGCAGGAUGCUGCAGGCAGUAAAGCUCCGCCCCUCAGUUUUAUGGACCGUUUUGUACAGAUUAGUAAAAGAGAGAGAGAGAAACCGGGGGAGAGGUGAUGCACUGGAAUCCAGUUUCGCGCAAAGCUUGAACAACAUGCUAAGGAUUAAUUGUCCAACAUCCCGUCAGGAACACAAGGGACCCGCAUUGUGUGAAUGGGACAAACAGGAAAAAGUCCUUUCAGCUCUAAAACACUCAUAAUGGAUGAUGUUUUUGCUGAAACAACACCCAAAGUGGAGGCAAGAAGGUUCAACCACCAAUUUUGAUUCUUUUUUUUUUUUGCAACCGGAGCAAAGGUAAGCCGUGAAUCGUGGAGAUGUCUUCCUCUCCUGGUAUCAAGCCCCGGGAACAUGUGGACGUGAUGUACAUCUCCAUAGAGACAGCGAUUGCCCUGGUCUCCGUAGUGGGCAAUGUGCUGGUGGUGCUGGCGGUGUGCGUGAACCGAGCUCUCCGCAACACCACCUUCUGCUUCAUCGUGUCUCUGGCCGUGGCUGAUAUCGCCGUGGGGGUUUUGGUCAUCCCUCUGGCCAUCAUCCUCAGUCUUGGAUUUAAAACUCAGUUCUACACCUGCCUCUUCCUGUCGUGCCUGCUGCUGAUCAUCACGCAGAGCUCCAUCCUCUCCUUGCUGGCCAUCGCCAUCGACCGAUACCUUCGUGUCAAGAUUCCCACCAGGUACAGCACCAUAGUGACCCAGAGGAGGGCGUGUGUGGCCGUUUGUCUGUGUUGGAUCCUCUCCUUCCUCACCGGACUGGUUCCGAUGAUGGGAUGGAACAGGCGCCACGCGGGAGGAAACCUCAGCAGCUCCGGCGACAUCGUCUGCGAAUUCACCGCGGUCAUGAGGAUGGACUACAUGGUGUACUUCAACUUCUUCGGCUGGGUGGUGGUGCCGCUGUCCGUCAUGAUCGCCCUGUACGCCGAGAUCUUCCGGGUGAUCCGGCGGCAGCUUAAUCGGCGCGCUGAGGCCACGUGCGACGGAGAGAGGUACUACCGGAAGGAGCUGAAGCUGGCCAAGUCUCUGGCGUUGGUGGUGUUUCUCUUUGCCGUGUGCUGGCUGCCAAUACACAUCAUGAACUGCAUUGACUUCUUCUGCCCGCAGUGGUCCGUGCCCAAGUUCACCUUGUACGCCGGCAUCUUCAUGUCCCACGUGAACUCGGCCCUCAACCCGAUGGUUUAUGCCUUCAGGAUAAAGCAGUUCCGUGUCACGCUGAUCAAGAUCAGCCAGCGCUGUGGGAUACGUAAGCCCAAGGAGGCCACCUUGUGUCCCGCCGGCACGCGGGCCCAGACAGAGAAAGGGGACGUGGACCCGUAAGGCCGAAGCAUCACAUGGUGCACUCAUGACACUCGUGGGAUUAAGGGAUAUUUUGCAUUGUCAACACAUUCAUGAACACAAAAGCAAAGCGCUUGAUUGAGUCACGGGACAAAUUCCUUUUCUGAUCUGUUCCUAAUUUAAAGUCACACGCCUGCAAUUGAAAAAUAAUAUAAUUUGAAGUAUUUGUUUUCACAAAGGCUUUCAUCAAUUGAUUCAUGUUGAAUUAAAAUAAAUAUGCCGACGUAAUAAGUGAUGCAACAAAUGUUUUAUGUUCAAAGACAUUGUUGGGAAAUACAGCAGAAUAAACCUCUUCAGUGAAAAUGCUAAUAUUCUAUGCGUCACUACGGCCAAUAAACUGAUGGCUCGGCUAAAAGAGAGAUUUCACUUUGCACAAAAACUUUCAUCGGACGUUUGAGUGGUUAAGUGAACAGUCAGUGGAAAUGAAUUGUGCAGGAUCAAUAGAGAGGUUUGGAUACUUCACGUUUCACAGAAAGACAUUCAAUAAACAGAGAAGUGGAAGCGCCCUGCCUAGAUUGCAAAGUAAUCAUUAAGUCACUAAAACUAAUGGAAUUGAACUGCAGUUACAUUAAAAGCAGUCCGGAAAUCCGAGGAUGCCAGCAUCGCUUCGUCAACGCUGACAUUCAGCUGGUUUCCGGCAUAUUUCAAUAGCUGUGGCAGACAUUUGAGUAAAAUGUCAUUGAGCUUUAUGCUGAGGGGAUUUAUUCGGACUCUAAAGCUUCUGCUGCCUCCUCGUCAGUUCUGCUGUGUCAUCAUUUUCCCUUCUGCCUGGUUUCCGUCCGUGUAACACUACCACCACCUACAGAUCUUAAAUAAAUCUCAAUCUCAAUCUGGUUUGGAACUCGCAUGUGUAACUUGCAUGUGUAGAUGUUCUUUUUCGUCAUCUGAUAUGUGGGUUUGUUGUGGUCAUGGCAGAGAUGCUUAUGCUGCGGCCGCCUGAGACGCUCACACGUGAAACUUGCCGGCGUCAUAUCAAGACGUAUGUUACCAUCUGUCGCCUUCAUCCUUGAUGAGGGAUUUCAAAGUGCUGAGUGCGGUCUAAUCCUCAGCCUUGGUCUUAGCAAGGGAGGUGCUGCAUAACCGUCCAGCCUCCAGCGCCUUCGUAUCACACCCUCCAGUGGCUUGUGGCCUGAAGGGACGUAGUCAUGGUGUAGCUGUGCAGACACAGAAAACCAAAGUGUCUAAAUCUUGUGUGAGCAACUCAUCUCUUUUCUAAACUAAUCUUUUGUGAGACAAUUAAGGGACAUUUGCAGCAGAGAACCACUGUCAAAUGGCUGAAAGCGACGCAGCGGAUGGAGUCUCAGACCUGGAGGCUCCGGAGGACGAGCUGGAUGGCGAUCACACGGCCCUGUUACACUUUGGUAAAUACUAUGAAGCACAGCGUGCGCUACCUUGGGAGCAGUGGACCUUCAGAGAAAAGGCAAACUUUUGUGCGGACCGCAUCUUCCUCUGGUUCUUGGUCAUUUUUGUCAUCAUCCUAUUGGGAGAGUUUGUCUAUAAGAUGUGGUACGUGACGAACGUGAACAAGAUUGCAGAGUUUGUUUCAGACUCGGUGGUCUUUCUGGUCGAACAGCUCUUCGCUCAGGAGAAACAGGAGGAAUUAUUGGACCUGUAGGACGUGAAAGGAGGGUGAACACUUCACGGCGUAAUCAUUUGUUUGUGUUUUCUACAUUGUGGUAUUACAAAUGCCCAGUAAAGAAUCAGAGCUCCAUCUUAACUUGAGAUACACAUAAUGUAUUGGGGAUCAUCUCUAAACUAUGUUUUGAUGGUGAAUUAUUGAAAAUAAAAAAUGCAAUCAACUGAA